AUGAUGGGCCUGGAGGGUCACCAAAGCCCGGGGGGAAACCAGACCGCGGGACCGUUGGAAGGCAAGGCUGUGGAGGUGGGUCGCGUUCAAGUGCAGGUUCGCUCCACCAUCGCUCAAGGCGGCUUCGCCUUCGUCUACCUCGCCCGCUGCGCGCACUCGGGCCGCGCGUACGCGUUAAAGCACAUCGUCUGCAGCGAUCCCGAUGCCAUGGAGCAGAUCCAGCGAGAGGUCUCAAUUCUCAUGGCGUUAAGAGGCCACCCCAAUAUAGUCACUCUCCACGCGCACGCGCUCUUAGAUUCCGCCGGAUCUGCCGGAUUGGGGUCUGCGGGUGCGGCGGUUGCGGGCGCGGGAGGGAUGGGGCACGGUGGAGCGGGUAUGGGUGGGUUGGGUGGCGGAGGGAUGGGCGGGAGCGGGAGUGGGCGGAAGGAGGUGUUUCUGCUGAUGGAGCAUUGCGAGCGGACGCUCGUGGAUGUCAUGGCUGCGCGGGGGACGACACCGUUUGACGAGAAGACGCUCCUGCUCACGUUCCGUGACGUGUGCAACGCCGUGUUCGCCAUGCACUGCCAGCACCCGCCCGUCGCGCACAGGGACCUGAAGGCGGAGAACUUGCUGCAGUGCGGCGACGGGUCGUGGCGGCUGUGCGACUUCGGCAGCGCGAGCACGCGGCACCGGCGCAUCGAACGCGCGGAGGACAUGGGGUUGGAAGAGGACGUGAUCCGGCGCAACACCACCCCCGCCUACCGCGCCCCCGAGGGUCCUGCCCCUCACCCUGCGUCCCAAAGCCUCUGCGCUCCUGCCUUCCCCCAUUCCCUCAACCGGCCUCCCCUCCUCUCCGCCACCAGGCGUUGGGGUGCCUGCUCUACCGCAUGGCCUACUUCCGCUCCGCGUUUGACGGCGAGUCCAAGCUGCAGGGAACUGCUUUCUGAGGCGCCUAAACAUGCCUGCACCGCACCCCCCCUCCCGCACCCCCCCUCCCGCUCUCCCCCUCCCGCUCUCCCCCGCCAGGCCCUUGGGUGCCUGCUCUACCGCAUGGCCUACUUCCGCUCCGCGUUUGACGGCGAGUCCAAGCUGCAGGUGCUGAACGGGCGCUACAGCAUCCCCGAGACGCCGCGCUACUCCCCCGCCGUGCCCGCGCUCAUCCGCGACCUCCUCGCCAUGCAGCCCCACUGCCGCCCCGACGUGCUGCAGGUCUGGCGCCGGGUGAACGAGCUUCUGCCCCCUGAGAUGCGCAAAGCCAGCCCAGACUGGCCCCCGCUAACGCCCAAACCCACCCCAGGUCCUGCAGCCUCCGCGGCAGACAUCGCUGCUCUGCAGGCCGCACUGGCCCAGCAGCAGCAGCAGCAGAGUGGAACCAGCAGGGGCAGUACUGCUGAUGCGCAUGAGUCUAGUGCCACUCGCCGUGCUACUGGUGGUGCAGGGGCUGAGAAGAAUGAUGCGGUGAGCGGCAGUGGCGGUUCUAGGAGCCAGACGGCCGUCUUCGCAGAGGCCUUGAGCACCGAGAGCCUUGCGUACCUCAACGCGCAUAAUAAUGCCCGCGUCACCCUCGCCAUCGCGCCGCUCAAAUGGAAUGCGUCAUUGGCGCAGAGCGCGCUCUCAUGGGCGAACGCAUUGGCGAUUAAGAGCGCGUGCAAGGUGAUCGGGCUCGACGAAAGCAGGCGUGGCACGGUGGGCCAGAACCUCUACGCGGGCUGCUGCGGAGUCAAAACCGCGGACGCUGUGCAGGCGUGGGUGAAGCAGAGGAAAGACUACCAGCGCGGGAAAUUCCCUGACUUGUGCCAGAAGCAGUGCGGGCAGUACACGCAGGUGGUGUGGCGGAACACCAAGUCGGUGGGGUGCGGUCGCGUGGAUUGCUCGAAUGGAUGGAUGGUUUCGGUGUGCAAUUAUUACCCGCCUGGUAACUACAUCGGGCAAUACCCCUAUUGA
Closterium sp. NIES-65 is the source of this 1923-nucleotide messenger RNA. The record is from the annotation of a GenBank genome assembly. Lineage: Eukaryota; Viridiplantae; Streptophyta; Zygnematophyceae; Desmidiales; Closteriaceae.